ACACCCCAUCUUAGUUGUGUUUGUAUGUAUGAUAGAAUCACUUGGAGAAAAUAAGAAAAAUGCCAUUCUUCCUUCUUCUCCCUUCACCCCCGUCUCUAUUCUUCUUCUUCUUCUUCUUCUUCUUCUUCUUCUUUCCUUUACCAGUUCUGGUCCCACUCCUUUCUCCAAGUGGACCCCGCCUCAUCCCCAAUACAACCACCACAAACAUGUUGCCUCAGAUGCCAUAGCUGGUUGACCAGGAGGAAAUUUAUUGGAGACGGAAGGGUGAUAAAGGGCAUGAAUGGUCACAUAGUUCUACUCAUGUAAUAACGCAGUUGACUCAAUGUUUUGCUGCUAUGGUGGGACCGCGAUCAUGGGUAGGAGGACUCUUCCACCGCUCGAGCAACAAGCGUCAUGUGAAGUUUAUUGACUACUCAUUGAGUCCUAUUCAGGAACAAAGACUUCAGAGGCUCCAAGAACGAUUACAAGUACCAUUUGACGAGACCCACCUGGAUCAUCAAGAAGCACUUAAAACAUUGUGGCGUGCUGCCUUUCCAAAUAUUGCUCUCAAAGGUUUAAUUUCUGACCAAUGGAAAGAUAUGGGGUGGCAGGGUCCAAAUCCAUCAACUGACUUUAGGGGUUGCGGUUUUAUUUCCCUUGAGAAUUUGCUGUUCUUCGCCAGGACUUAUCCGGAAUCUUUCCAUAGGUUAUUGUUCAAGCGAGAAGGGAUCCGAGCAGCUUGGGAAUACCCAUUUGCUGUUGCUGGCAUUAAUGUAUCAUUUAUGUUGAUUCAGAUGUUGGAUCUAAGCUCAGUUAAACCACGAUGCCUUCCAGGGAUCAAUUUCAUUAAAUUAUUAGGAGAGGAUGAAGGAGCCUUUGAUGAAUUAUUUUGUAUUGCUUUCGAAAUGAUGGAUGCUCAAUGGCUUGCAAUGCAUGCUUCCUACAUGGAAUUUAAUGAGGUAUUACAGGCAACAAGGACACAGCUGGAAAGAGAGCUGUCUUUAGAAGACGUUAACAGAAUACAAGAUCUUCCAGGAUACAAUUUGUUGUACCCGUGAUAAUUGAAUUCAGCUCUUCAAAAGCAAAAAUAGCUCCAUAUAAACUUGAACAGCUCUGUUAUGGCAUGCAUAUUUUUCCAAGAGAAGGGUUAACUUAAGGUUUAUUGAACAAGGAGAUCUUCCCAGAGGUUUCUCUAUGUGAGUUUACACUUUGUAAAUGCCAGUUUUGGAGGUUUCUUAGCAGAUAUUUGUACACAAAAAUGAACUUCAAAUGAGUUGGUAGCAGAGGGUGGAUUUAUAAUGAAUCUUGUAACCCCAUAAAUCAUACUAACUUUCUUUUCUAUUUUUCUUGAAAGAAGAAAGAGGGGAAAAAAGAAGUAGCUAGAUUAGCAAAUUGACAGAGAUUGAGAAAUUCAACCUAGUUGAGGUUUAUCAACAACUUGGGCUUUGUUGGUUGCUAAAUUUUCUAGACUAUCAAUGAACAAAAAAUCCCAUUUAGUGUC
Molecule: messenger RNA, 1480 nt
Organism: Juglans regia (Persian walnut)
Lineage: Eukaryota; Viridiplantae; Streptophyta; Magnoliopsida; Fagales; Juglandaceae
Product: ELMO domain-containing protein A-like
Exons: 10
Coding region: 336-1037 (233 amino acids)
Source: RefSeq, a predicted model, not a curated record